Molecule: messenger RNA, 1740 nt
Organism: Corylus avellana
Lineage: Eukaryota; Viridiplantae; Streptophyta; Magnoliopsida; Fagales; Betulaceae
Gene: SNRK2.5
Product: SNF1-related protein kinase 2.5
Biological process (GO): protein phosphorylation
Molecular function (GO): ATP binding; protein serine/threonine kinase activity
Source: RefSeq, a predicted model, not a curated record
AACGGCAUCGAAAAGUCAAAGAGACUCCGCGUUGGGUCUCCUUGCACAACGGCGUUUUUAGAGAUCCAAUAGCGAAGGAAGCAAAAAUAUAAAGAUGUUGAGGUGAGUGGGAGUGAUUGGAUUCAAGCUGGUGAUCAUGGGAUUCGAUGGUUUUUUACCCAUUUUUAUAAUUCCUCCCCACGUGCAUGCCUUCAACUCUGCUCCUUAAUCCUAUAAUAAAUAUCACUCUUCCACUGGACUCUGGAUCCAAUCACCCCACACUCUCUCCUUCCUUUCAGUUUCCAUGCAACAACUGUAAAGGAGUAGAGUAGUUGCAUAUCUCUCUCUCUCUCUCUCUCUCUCUAUAUAUAUAUAUAUAUAUAUAUAUUUGUAUAUGUAUAUUUGAUAUACUUGUUGAAGCAACAGAGAAAGCAAUACGCAGUGAAGAUGGACAAAUACGAGGUGGUGAAGGAUUUGGGAGCUGGGAAUUUCGGUGUGGCAAGACUGCUGAGGCACAAAGACACCAAGGAGCUCGUCGCCAUGAAAUACAUCGAGCGUGGCCACAGGAUUGAUGAGAAUGUGGCGAGAGAGAUUAUCAACCACAGAUCGCUUCGGCACCCAAACAUCAUCCGUUUCAAGGAGGUGGUUUUGACACCCACCCAUUUGUCGAUUGCGAUGGAAUAUGCAGCGGGCGGAGAGCUCUUCGAACGAAUCUGCAAUGCCGGUAGAUUCAGUGAAGAUGAGGCCAGAUAUUUCUUUCAGCAGCUGAUCUCUGGUGUCAAUUAUUGCCAUUCAAUGCAAAUAUGCCAUAGGGAUUUGAAGCUUGAAAACACCCUUUUAGAUGGAAGCCCUGCGCCACGGCUGAAAAUUUGUGAUUUUGGUUAUUCUAAGUCAUCCCUGCUGCAUUCAAGACCCAAAUCCACAGUUGGAACUCCGGCGUAUAUUGCGCCGGAGGUUCUUUCCCGGCGAGAAUAUGAUGGGAAGUUGGCAGAUGUAUGGUCAUGUGGAGUAACUCUCUAUGUCAUGCUGGUGGGUGCAUACCCUUUUGAAGACCAAGAUGACCCCAAGAAUGUUAGGAAAACAAUUCAAAAAAUAAUGUCUGUUCAGUACAAGAUCCCCGACUAUGUACACAUAUCUCAAGAUUGCAGACACCUACUGUCCCGCAUAUUUGUUGCAAAUUCAUCCAGGAGAAUUACAAUCAAAGAUAUCAAGAACCAUCCAUGGUUUGUAAAGAACAUGCCAAGGGAGCUAACAGAGUCUGCUCAAGCUAUCUAUUACCAGAGAGACAAUCCAAGCUUUUCUCUUCAAAGCGAGGAUGAGAUAAUGAAAAUUGUAGGGGAGGCGAGAAACCCACCUCCAGCAUCUAAGUCUAUCAGCGGCUUUGGCUGGGGAACAGGAGAUGAGGAAGACAUUGGAGACAUAGAUGCAGAGGUGGAGGAAGAAGACGACGAGGAAGAUGAGUAUGACAAGAGGGUCAAAGAAGUUCAUGCAAGUGGAGAAUUUCGAAUCAGUUAAGCAGUAUCUAUCAUCCUUUAUCUGAUAAUCGGAUAGGUAAAGCGUUUAAUGUUGUGACAUUAGGAUUUACCAAUUUGUGUGCAUAAUGUUUAAUAAGUUGAUGCCACAAUCUCAAAAAAUAGCGGAUUCUGAAGUAGUACAUCGCAUGUUUGAAUUGCUUGUAAUCUAAUGUUUGUACUAUGCUACAACCUCAAAAAAUAGUGGAUUCUUAACUUGGAAUAAACAUGAUUAAUGUUGUUAAUUAUA